This is a messenger RNA of Grammomys surdaster, 1578 nucleotides long. RefSeq names its product 5-hydroxytryptamine receptor 3B-like. Lineage: Eukaryota; Metazoa; Chordata; Mammalia; Rodentia; Muridae. The record is from RefSeq and is a predicted model, not a curated record. Gene Ontology annotation, biological process: monoatomic ion transport. Gene Ontology annotation, cellular component: membrane. The transcript has 3 exons. The annotation marks the transcript as partial.
ACUGGAAAGUUCCCUUGUUCCCUGCCAGGUAGUGAUUCGAAGAUGUCCGUUGGCCUAUGUCGUGAGCCUCUUGAUUCCUAGCAUCUUCCUGAUGCUCGUAGACCUGGGAAGUUUCUACUUGCCCCCCAACUGCCGUGCAAGAAUUGUGUUCAAGACCAAUGUGCUGGUGGGCUAUACAGUCUUCAAGGUCAACAUGUCUGAUGAGGUGCCAAGAAGCGCAGGGUGCACGUCUCUGAUUGGGGUCUUCUUUACCGUCUGCAUGGCCCUCCUGGUUCUCAGUUUGUCCAAAUCCAUCUUGUUGAUCAAAUUCCUCUAUGAGGAGUGGCACAGUGGGCAAGAACAGCCUCUUAUGUGCCUUCGAGGGGACUCCGAUGCCAAUGAGUCUAGAUCGUACCUCAGGGCUCCAAGUGCUGAGGCCACAGAGUCCCCGGUCGGUCAGGAACACCAGAUCCCAUCAGAUACUCUGAAGAAUUUCUGGUUCCAGCUCCAAACCAUCAACAAGUCUCUCCGAACUCGGGAUCAGGUUUACCAGAGGGAGGUGGAAUGGCUCGCCAUCCUGUACCACUUUGAUCAGCUGCUCUUCCGAAUCUACCUUGCCGUGCUGGGGCUCUAUACUGUCACCUUAUGCUCUCUCUGGGCACUGUGGAGCAGGAUGUGACAAUGGAGACUGCUGGUCUCACUUUAUAUGGAGUCACCACAUGUAGGGAAAGCUGAACAGUGGAGAGGGUUUGAAAAGGAAGGGGUGGGUAGGUUUUAAAAAAAAAAAAACGCCUGCAGGAGGCUAUUGUUUCUUUUCAGUGACUACAGACACAAGCAUCUUAUUUGCUAGUGACUAAACCAGUAAACAUAUAUGUCCAUAAUAAAGAUGUAUAAAUAGAAUAGAGCAUGCAGCAGCAAGCAAUCUUUCACCCUCUCUGAACCAUCAGCAACUGCACACACUUGGGUUUAAGCAAAAAUAGUUUGUUUUUAGAUUUUUGAAGCCGGGUCUCUUAUAGUCCAGGCUAACCUUGAACCCCUGAUACUCUAGCCUCUACCUUCCAAGUGCUAAGAUUGCAUAUAUUGUGCUACCACACCCAGAAUAUGUCGUUUGAUAUAUUAUGCUUCAACAGUCUAUAUGGUAAGCCAAGUCAACUUGGCUUAAGCCCUGCUCAAACCAGCUUAAAUCCCCCAGGGUCAUCAAUACAUGGCUCUAUCUCCUCAAUUCUGUCUUUGGUCUCAUGUUGCCUUAUAUCCUCCCCUUAAAUAUUUGGUAGCCUCUUUAACGCAUGAGUGUAUAUGAGGAGAAAGAGGGAAAAACAGAUGAUAGACAGACAGACAGACAGACAGUCAGUCAGACAGUCAGAGAGAGAUUAUCCAAUAGGCCACAUGCUUCCAGCCCCUGACACUGUGCCUGGUUCUAUCCCUGUUCAUUUAGGAAACCUCAGACUUCACUUCAGUUUGCCUUAUUUAAAACAGGGGCUGUUAAUAUUUACUCUCUCUAUAUCAUAGACUUAUGAGGGCAAAAUCAAGCCAAUAGCUCAAUGGCAUCUUGAAAAGUACAUAAUAGAUGACGAAAAUAAAUUUGAGACUUGCCUGCUA